Molecule: messenger RNA, 1529 nt
Organism: Physcomitrium patens
Lineage: Eukaryota; Viridiplantae; Streptophyta; Bryopsida; Funariales; Funariaceae
Product: acyl-protein thioesterase 1
Molecular function (GO): hydrolase activity
Source: RefSeq, a predicted model, not a curated record
UCGUCGUCUCGGGCUCUCGUGGUGCAUUCGGGGUCGUAGGAUUUGCCCAGACGCUCGCGGUCGAUGAGCAGCCAUGGCCGAAUCGAAAAAAGAGCUUCUUGUGACGAGCUCACGAGCCCACGGAGCCUGUCUCCUCGAUGGUCACGUCACCGAGCAAUUGCCCAAAGGGCUUCAACCCACAUGUCCCUUCUGAUUGCACCGCUUUCGGCAUACGUACGUCGCUCAAAGUGCAAAUUCUGCGCGUUCGCGGCGGUCUGAGAAUCUGCGUGCGUAAUUUGCACCUGUAUGCACGAGGUUCUGCUCAUCUGAAUUGGGGAAUCAGAUUUUCUUCUAUUCCAAGGGCAAUUUUAUUGCAAACGCACAACCCAGUGGCGCAGUUGAAACAAAUUAACAGGGUUGAAUUGUGCAUACUUUCAAGGCGGCAACUUACGCGCAGUUUCUGGAGCUUGCCAUUCUGCGAUAAAUUCAGGUGUGGGGAGCUUUGGAGUAAACAACGCUCUUGUAUAAAAAUGGAAGGUGUUGGUAAUGCUUCGAGCAACACUAGUCGUGCGGGUUCUUCAGGAGUCGAGCAAAGAUUCACUAGGCAUUACAAUUUUGAGACAAUUGUGUUGGAACCUAAGGGAGAGCACCUAGCGACAAUUGUGUGGCUUCAUGGCUUUAGUGAUUCUGGUGCCAGAUGGGCUAAGGAGUUGAAGAACAUGGAAGGGUUAUCUCCAAAUAUCAAAUGGAUUAUACCAACAGCACCACUUGCACGAGACAUUCCAGUCACAGCUUGGUUUGAACUCAGAUAUGGCCAAGAUGUAGAUAUGGAAGGAUUAAAUCGAUCGGCGGAAACUGUAGCCAACCUUCUUCGAAAUGAGAAGACAGAAGACAGAGGUUCAAAGAACGUGAAACUAGCAGUUGGUGGAUUCAGUCAAGGUUGUGCUACAGCGCUCUACAUUACUGCGUGCUCUGUUCUUGGCAAGUAUGGAGGCACUGGGAAGCCCUUUCCUGUCAAGUUGGACGCUGCAAUUGGUCUUAGCGGAUGGAUGCCUACCACCAAAGAUUUUGUAUCUCGAAUGGCUGGUAAUCGGGAUGCAUCUGAGCGGGCGGGGAAGACUUCCAUUUUUAUAGGCCAUUGCGAUGACGAUGGAGUGGUGCCGGCGCGUUCAGCUAAAACAUCAUCUGAUGCUUUUCGAGGGGUCGGCUUCAACGAUGUCACUCUCAAGACUUAUGUCAAUGGUGGACACUCAGCUACAAACGAAGAGAUUGCUGAUAUUCAAGAAUGGAUUACUACUAAAUUAGGUUUAGAAAAAUCACGGAUUCCAGCCCAAUAGGAUUCAAAACCCUGUACGAAACUACUGGGUCCCUGUAUAACUAUUUCGAAGUUAACAAUGUGCUUAGAUUUUCGUGGAAGUAGAGCAUGAUGAGAUCACUUCCCCAAUUUCAAGGCUAUUCAUGUUAUCAUUGUAUUACUAUGACAGAUGGAAAAUAUUAUCAUUGUACUACUAUGACAGAUGGAAAGUGGUUUCAAUACUAUUUCUGAUACA